AUGAAAGAUUGUUCACCAAGUGUGGCUCCCGUUGUCAAGGGUGAUAAGUUCAAUUUGAACCAAUGCCCAAAUAACGAUUUUGAAAGGGAACAAAUGCACAACAUUCCAUAUGCUUCUACUAUCGAAAGCCUAAUGUAUGCUCAGGUCUGUACAAGGCCUGACAUUGCAUUUGUUGUUGGAAUGUUGGGACAAUAUCAAAGUAAUCCAGGUAUAGACCAUUGGAAAGCUGCAAAGAAAAUGAUGAGGUACCUUCAAGGAACCAAAAACUACAUGCUUAUGAAUAGACAGACGGACAAUAUGGAAGUAAUCUCUUAUUCAGAUUCAGACUUUGCUGGUUGUGUUGAUUCACGCAAAUCAACAUCAGGAUAUGUUUUCAUAAUGGCUGGUAGAGCUGUAUCUUGGAGAAGUGUCAAGCAGUCCUUGACUGCUACUUCCACUAUGGAAGCUGAGUUCGUUUCUUGUUUUGAGGCUACUUCACAUGGUGUAUGGUUAAAGAGUUUCAUAGCUGGACUUAAAAUUAUGGAUUCUAUUUCUAAACCAUUGAGAAUAUACUGCGAUAAUUCAACUGCUAUCUUUAUGGCUAAGAACAACAAAAGUGGAAGUCGAAGUAAACACAUUGACAUUAAGUACUUAGCCAUAAGAUAG
Molecule: messenger RNA, 645 nt
Organism: Pistacia vera
Lineage: Eukaryota; Viridiplantae; Streptophyta; Magnoliopsida; Sapindales; Anacardiaceae
Product: secreted RxLR effector protein 161-like
Exons: 1
Coding region: 1-645 (214 amino acids)
Source: RefSeq, a predicted model, not a curated record